Molecule: messenger RNA, 2855 nt
Organism: Panicum virgatum (switchgrass)
Lineage: Eukaryota; Viridiplantae; Streptophyta; Magnoliopsida; Poales; Poaceae
Product: rust resistance kinase Lr10-like
Exons: 3
Coding region: 39-1847 (602 amino acids)
Biological process (GO): protein phosphorylation
Molecular function (GO): protein kinase activity; ATP binding
Source: RefSeq, a predicted model, not a curated record
AGUUGCAAGCCUGAGUUGUUAGGGUCUAUUGCCCAGCGAUGAGCACCUCACCAGUCUCCUCGGCCUCUCUGGCCAUCUUCCUCUUCAUCCUACUCCCAACCUUCUCCUCGGCCACUUCAUGCCCGUCCGAGCUUCAAUGCAACAGUACCGAACCCAUCGAGAUCAGACCUCCUUUCUUCGUUGGUACUCCGGGUCUCGACCCAGCCUGUAGGAAAUCCAUUAACGUCAGCUGCGGCCAACUGGGUCCGGAGCUGGAUCUCACUGUUAACAGCCAACUACUGCUGAAAGAAAUUCAGUACGAGUCCCAUACCGUGGUAGUCCAGGAUGUGCAGCUCAGCGUCAGCAACAACUUGUCCUGCAGUUUCAUCUUCAACUUCAUGCCGCCUGUGGACAACUUCAAGAGAAGUUACCCAGACUUGGUGACGUGGUUCUCAUCGAUCAGCUGCGCCCACAGCAACAUCACAGUUUUCCACAGCAUCUUUGGGGUUGACAAGGAGGUUCACCAAAGCAUAGAGCCGGAUGAGCGCAGUCUUGCUUCAUGCCAUGCCUCUCCGCGGUUCGAAUGGAUCCUGAGCUUCAGUGAGGUUGGCAGUGCUGGGCAAAUCCCCCUGGUCAAUUUCUCAGUGCAAUCGGGAAGCAUAAGGAAGUACCUUUUGUCGCUUUCAGAUUGCGUUUCACCUUCCCCUGGAGAUGGAGAUCACAGCAAGAACAAUAGUUUGCUCAUGGCAGUGUUCAUAUCUGCAAGUUCUGGGGUGCUUUUAGGAUGUUUUCUUGCAGUGCUGAAGCCACUUUGGACAAAAUUAUCCCUUGUCCAGAGAAAGAAUUGUGAAACCAAAGCAAAUAUUGAAUUGAUACUAUCCAGAUAUGGGAUAAGACCCAAAAGAUACAGGUACGCUGACCUGAAAAGGAUAACAAGGUCUUUCAGUGAAAAACUAGGGGAAGGAGGAUAUGGCAUGGUUUUCAAAGGUGAGCUUAAGGAUGGACGCCCUGUUGCUGUCAAGCUACUUCAUAACUCGAGAGGCGAUGGAGAGGAAUUUGUUAACGAGGUUGUAAGCAUUGUCAACACCUCUCAUGUUAACAUAGUUUGCCUACUUGGAUUUUGUAUAGAAGGAUCAAGGCGAGGUCUCAUAUAUGAGUACAUGACUAAUGGAUCAUUGGAGCGGUAUAUCUAUUCUGAAAAUCCAAAAUCAACUUUAGGGUGGGAAAAAUUAUAUGACAUUGCAAUUGGCAUUGCACGUGGACUAGAAUAUUUGCACAGAGGGUGCAAUAGGCGCAUCAUCCAUUUUGAUGUCAAGCCUCACAAUAUCCUUUUAGAUGAGAAUUAUUGUCCAAAAAUUGCUGAUUUUGGCCUGGCCAAACUCUGUAACAUCAAGGAGAGUGUUGUUUCAUCAAUGGCUGGCGCGCGAGGAACCAUUGGCUUCAUUGCUCCUGAAGUGUUCUCUAGAAGUUUUGGUGUUGUAUCAACCAAGUCAGACAUCUACAGCUUUGGAAUGGCGCUUUUGGAGAUGGUUGGGGGGAGAAGAAAUGUGCAAACAAAUCCUGAAAAUUCUAGCCAAAUUUAUUUCCCGGAAUGGCUUCAUGGUCACAUAUCUAAUGGGGGUACACUUGAAACCUUUGAAGUGACAAGCACAACCGAGGAGAUGGCAACAAAGAUGGCUUUGGUUGGUUUGUGGUGCAUACAAAUGAUGCCAGAAGCUCGGCCUUCUAUCACCAAGUUCAUAGACAUGCUAGAGAAGAGUGUUACUGAAUUAGAAAUUCCACCAAUGCAAUUCUUAUCUUGCCCCCCAGAACCAUCAAUCCAUUCGCUUAAUACAACUUCAGGAGAAGAUACUCAGAAUUUAAGUUAACUCACUUCAACACAUGAGAGAAAACGGUCUCCUUGUUAGUACUACUACUGUACCUCGAUGCCUGUGGCCCUGUAUAGAUAGGAAAUGAGGAAAUUUAAGUUUGGGUGUUAGAGUAUAUUUGGUAGUUUAGAUAUUGUAUCCGGACUGCCAUACAUAUCCGGUAGGGUUGCCUUGCACCCCAAGUCUUGUACUCUUAUAUAUACCGGCCGAGACCUCAAGCUAAUCCAAUCCAUCCAUUACACCAAUUCUAUCCCUUCUACAUGGUAUCACGAGAUUAGGGUUUGAGAUCCUAGGCUAAUCUUCCGCUGCCCUUCUCGCACCCCGCCCUCCGCGCGCCGCCGGCCGUCCUCCACGGCGCACCUCCAAAGCGCCCCCUCAACGGCCUCCUAGCGCGCCCCCGGGGAGGUCGCUCAUGACCUCCGCCGGGGGCAGCGCCCCUCUCCGCGGCGGAUCAGUUUAAUCCGCCGCCAGAUCGCGUCAAGCAGCAGCAGAUUGGGAAGUAUCUCGUCAUCCGCAGGGAAUCAUCGACGACACCACCGUCCCGCGCUGCCGUGGUGGCAGUCGCGGCCUCCUGCAGCACCCGCCUCCGACCCGUGCUGCCACGGCAGCAGGGGCUGCCGAGUGCUACUUACGCUCGUCGCCGACGAACCCCCCUGGCGGCGUCCAGCUUCACCUCGUCCCUCCGCCGUCGGGCGCCGCUGCCUCGCCGUCCGCCCUAGCGGGAUCCGCCGCCGGGCGCCACCGCCUCCUGGCGGGAUCCAUCGCUGGCCGCCGCCGCCUCUGGGCGGGGUCCACCGCCGCUCCACGGAUCCAGGCGGGGAUCUGCUCGAUCCGGCGGGAUCCGUCACCGCGCCAAGCGGGAACCGCCUUGGUGUGGCUCCGCCCCGCCUUGCCUUCGCCCCCGGACCGGAUCCGCCCCGCUUCUCCACAUCGCCGCACGCUCAGCCCUUUUCUUUGUCUUCUCCCUCUCUCCCAUGGCCUUCUUGACCGUGGACGUGAGAGGUGGCA